AUGUCAGAAGUCAAGAAUGGUGUUGAGGAGCAGCCAGAACAAAUUGGACAGCAUCAUGAACAGCACCAGACUAGGGAUACUAGGAGUGACCAAUGGCACCUUGCUAUGACACAGGCAGACAAGAUGCAUAAAGCAGGGCUCACAGGAAACGAAGUCUUCAUGGGUGUACAGUCGACAGCGGUCGAUUACACACACGAUGCCAAAGGGGGCUGCUUCGGACCAGGUUAUCGCGUCUCCUUUGGAGAUAACCUUGCCAAGGACGGCAAAAAAGGAGGCCCAGUGAACUGCACUUGGUCAGGCACUUCUGUCGCAGGCAUAUUGGCCGUAUUCUCCAUAUCCUCAAACUACAUCGGCGUGGCGCCCAACGUCUUUUUAGGGACAGCUGAGGAUGCCGCGAAUAUCAUCACCCUUUCUAUUGGGGCUCCAACUCAAUGGCCGCAGCAUCUCCUGGCCCAAGCCGUCUCUUGGAUCGCAGCUAGUGGCAUUGCCACUGUAGAAAAUAGCUUUGCUGGAGGCCAGUCCAAUUUCUCAAUCCCGUCCGCGGGUCGCGGUGUCACAUCAAUCAGCACCUUCUCCCAAGACUUUGUCGGCGACAACUAUGCCUCAUACGGGCCGACAUGGGAGCUUGCAGCGUCGCGAUGGUCAGGAAUCAGGAUCAGCACGCUGAUGUUCUUGACUAAGAGAUUGAACACUUCCGAAUAUGGAGGAGUAAAGAAUCUACAAAUUCAUGGGGAAAAAAUCAUCCGUUUGGUGAAGCCUCAAUCGAGACAACCACUGCUGCACCGCGAAUCCCACACCCGACGCUUUGAGAUAAUGGCGGAUCAAGAGGAGGACUUUAGCUCCUUGCCGCUCAAUGACCGAUUUUCUCACAAGGUGUGGAAGGUGAGGAAAGCAGCAUACGAAGAUGCUGCAAAACAGUUCUCCGUCUCACCGGACGAGACCGAUCCGUGCUUUCGGCCGUUCCUCAACGACCCCAAUCUGUGGAAAUCUGCUGUCACCGACUCCAAUGUCGCCGCACAACAAGAAGCGCUCGCUGCUUUGUGCGCUUUCCUGAAAUUCGGCGGACGCGAUUGCGCCUUGCGGACCCGUGGCCUGACAAUCACGCCCAUGGUGGAAAAGUGUCUAUCAUCAACGAGAGCAGCCACGAAGCAGAACGCCCAAGAGGCUCUACUUCUUUACAUUGAACUCGAUACCGCCGGACCUGUGGUCGAAGACGUUUUACCUGGUCUUGCCAACAAGGUCCCCAAGAACGUGGCUGCUACACUGAACGCCUUGACAGCCAUAUUCCACAACUUUGGAUGCAAAAUAGUUGACCCCAAGCCGGUGCUCAAGACUUUGCCAAAGGUUUUUGGCGCUGCUGACAAAAACGUUCGUGCUGAGGCGACCAACCUCACGGUGGAAUUAUACAGGUGGUUACGAGAAGCCAUGAAGCCCAUGUUCUGGGGUGACCUCAAACCAACCCAACAAACGGAUCUCGAGGCCCAAUUUGACAAGAUCAAGGCUGAGCCCCCACCGAAGCAAGAGCGACUGCUUCGAUCCCAGCAAGCCGCCGCAGAGUCUGCACCAGCUGGUAUAGAUGAUGGCGAGGGCGGAGCAGAGGAUGGCGAGGAAGCGGCUGAGGUCGAUGUCUUUUCGCUUGCUGAGCCAGAGGACAUCACGAAAAAGAUUUCCGCAGACUUUUCCGACAUGCUCGCAUCCUCAAAGUGGAAAGAUAGAAAGGAAGCAGUUGAAGCCUUAUAUCAGGCAGUAAACGUUCCCCGCAUCAAAGACAGCGAUUUCGCCGAAGUAAAUCGCGGCCUCGCCAAGUGUAUGAAGGACGCUAAUGUUGCUGUCGUUACACAAGCGGCGCAGUGUAUCGAACAGCUAGCCAGGGGCCUGCGACAAGGCUAUGGCAAGUACCGAGCGGUUGUAAUGCAGCCUAUUAUGGAUCGCUUGAAAGAAAAGAAAGCGUCAGUUUCAGAUGCCCUUGGAGCUGCCCUAGACGCUGUUUUCGUCUCGACGAGCUUGACCGACUGUCUUGAAGACAUCACUACGUAUCUGAGCAACAAGAAUCCGCAAGUAAAAGAAGGCACAAUGAAGUUUCUGAUUCGGUGCCUCCGGACUACCAGAACUGUUCCCGCCAAGCCUGAGAUUGCCGCCAUUUGCGAAAGUGGCAAGAAAUUGCUUUCAGAGGGCAGCCCCGCGCUUCGAGAUGGCGGUGCUGAGAUUCUUGGAACUGUGAUGAAGAUCCUUGGAGAACGAGCCAUGACUCCAUAUCUGGACGGCCUCGACGAUAUUCGAAAGACGAAGGUGAAAGAGUUCUUCGAGACGGCCGAGGUCAAGGCCAAGGAAAAGCCCAAGCCCGCGCCGGCAGCGAAAGUACCUCCUCCUUCGGCAAAGAAACCACUUGGUGCCAAAAGGCCCGUUGUCAAGAAAGUCGGUGCUCCCGUCAUGCCUGCAGAGGCUCCUACCGCACCAGCACCAGCAGGAUCUAAGCCUGCGGUCGCCGGAAGCAAGCUAGGAGGCCCCAAACCGUCCGGCUUAGCCGCGUUAAAGGCCCCCCAGAAACGGACGCUGGGUGGCCCUGGAGCUUUGUCUCCCCGGCGUCCAGCCGCAGGCCCGCCCGCGACGCCUCCGGUGAUGCCUCCAGAUGACGAACCUGUAGCACCGCCUCCACAGCCCAGAGCUGCGUUGUCCCGGGGACUCGCUGGUCGUUCACUCGCGAAGCCGACCGCAGCUUCAAUCAUGCCUGCCGCUGACUCUCCGCCGCCGGCAAGUGGCCUCACUGCCGCUGAGCGUGCAGAAUUAGAAGAGCUUCGGGCAGCCAACGAAAGACUGUCUCGCCAAGUCGACGAUAUGCGGCAAGAGCGGAAUAAGUUCAUGUCUGAGAUCCAAGAGCUAAAGAACCAGAAUGCUGGCCUCAUAGAAGAUCAUACUAGAGAUGUCCUGAGCGUCAAGGCAAAGGAGACGCAGCUUGUCCGGGCCCGAAGUGACGCCGAGGCGACCGGUCAGGCCAACGAAAGGCUACGACGAGAGCUAGAGCGCUUGAAGAGAGCACUGAGCCUGGCCGAGGGCUUGGGAGCGCAGCCAGGAAUGGGAAGUCCAGUCACGUCACCGACGCACGAUGAUGUCGGUAUCUAUCGCGAUUCAGGGUCGAUGUCCACCGGCCGCAACAGAAUGAGCUUUACUAGUACCGUGUCGGAGGAAAAGGAGAAUGGAGAACUGAGUUACCCGAGGAACAAGCUCAGCCCGGAACUUCGCCGUAGUGGAAGCGGAGCGUCGUCUGGGCGUGGUUCUCCAGCUAGGGGCCUAAGGAGUACUGCACCUUCUGCAUACGAGUCUCUCGAGCCAACCGCAUCAGCAACUCGAGAAAGGCCUGUUUCCACAUUACCGCAGCCUACGAAUGGCGGCGGAGUUGAGAGCUGGAGACGUGCUGCUGAAGUUACAAGCCAACUGAAAGCUCGCAUCGAACAAAUGAAGGCAAGUGAAGCCAAACAAGGCUUUUCUCGACCCUAA
Molecule: messenger RNA, 3495 nt
Organism: Metarhizium album ARSEF 1941
Lineage: Eukaryota; Fungi; Ascomycota; Sordariomycetes; Hypocreales; Clavicipitaceae
Product: Armadillo-like helical
Exons: 7
Coding region: 1-3495 (1164 amino acids)
Biological process (GO): mitotic spindle organization; proteolysis; establishment or maintenance of microtubule cytoskeleton polarity
Cellular component (GO): kinetochore; centrosome; spindle pole body
Molecular function (GO): microtubule plus-end binding; serine-type endopeptidase activity; microtubule plus end polymerase activity
Source: RefSeq, a predicted model, not a curated record